AGCCCGACCCGUCCGCAGCGCACCGGAGCGGCGCACCUCGACUUAGGCCCCUCGCGACGUACGCUCCGCCCCGCGGCGGGCCCGGAGUGACAUGAGUGACCCGCGAGUGGUCUAGUGAGUGAGUGAGUGCAAAUUAUCGAGUGCUGAGUGGGUGUGAUCCAGUGACAAGACCGCCGAUCGAACAGCCGAAAAAGGAUAACAAAAAGGCACUCUCCGCUGUUCGCCCGAGCGCCGCUAUGGGGAAACUGAGCACGGUGCUGCCCGCGUGCCAGCUGGGCGUGACCUGGGACCCUGGCCGUGUGCGUGAGGCGGUGGGCGAGUGCGUCGCGGGCCUCCGGCUGCCCAAGCUGCCCAAGCUGCCCAAGCUGCCGGACCUGGACCUGUCCAAGCUGCCCAAGCUGCCCAAGAUAGCCGUCAUGCCGGCCUCCGUGCGAGGGCGCCGCGGCUGGUGCGGCUGCUUCCAGAAUGACGAGCCGCCAGAAAUCACGUACUGCGUGGUGGACCAGACGGGCACUCUCUCGCUGCAGGCUCUUACGCCCACCCAGCCGAUGCCCGCCGAGGAUGAACUCAACGCAAAGUUCGCCGAGCUUGUGGAGGAGUUGGACCUCACUGCACCCAACAAAGCUGCAAUGCUUAGUUUGCCAUCAGAAAAGAAAUGGCAGAUUUAUUGCAGUAAGAAAAAGGAUCAGGAGGGUGGUUCAACAGACUUAUCACAGCUUCCCGAACACUAUCUUGAAAGACUACAACAGCUUUCUGCUAGCCCUAUAUCAGGGGGAGAUGCCUGUGAAGAAGUGAGAACUGCCACCUGUCAACUGGAUGGUCUAAAAACAGCCCUUCGCACUCAACCUCAUAGCUUUGUUCUACGGUUUGUUGAGCUGGAUGGCCUAGCAUCCCUCCUGCAUUUACUGUCCUCAAUGGACUAUGAUACCGCACAGAGCUCCCUUCACACCUCCCUAAUAGGAUGUCUCAAAGCUUUAAUGAACAAUUCGAAUGGACGUGCUCAUGUUUUGGCUCAUCCAUCUGGUAUAGAUAUAAUCGCUCAAAGUCUAAGUACUGAAAAUAUAAAGACAAAAGUUGCGGUUUUAGAAAUUCUUGGAGCAGUGUGCCUUGUACCAGGUGGUCACAGAAAAGUACUUGAAGCCAUGCUUCAUUAUCAAAAAUAUGUAUCAGAAAGAACUAGGUUCCAAGGCAUUGUUAAUGACCUGGACCGGAGCACUGGUAUAUAUCGCGACGAAGUUAGUUUGAAGACUGCUAUCAUGUCAUUUGUUAAUGCAGUUCUCAACUAUGGCCCUGGCCAAGAUAAUUUGGAGUUUAGACUUCAUUUACGUUAUGAAUUUCUAAUGUUAGGAAUUCAGCCUAUAAUUGACAAGUUAAGAAGCCAUGAAAAUGAAACACUGGAUAGGCAUUUAGACUUCUUUGAAAUGGUCAGAAAUGAAGAUGAAAAAGAAUUAGCUCGGAAGUUUGAGAAAGAACAUGUUGAUACAAAAAGUGCCAGUAGCAUGUUUGAGGUACUUCGACGCAAAUUGAGUCAUACAGCUGCAUAUCCGCAUCUCUUAUCAUUGCUGCAUCAUCUUAUUCUUCUUCCUCUUGAUUAUGGAUCACACCCUCAACAUUGGCUUCUCCUUGAUAGAGUGGCACAACAAAUUGUGCUGCAGGGUGAGAGUGGUGAAAAUCCUGAUGUUUCUCCCCUUGACAUUAAUGUUAAAGAGAUUGUUCACUUACUAGCAAAAGAAGAGGAGCUAGUAGCUGCACGAACCAAAGCUGAAGAACUAGAAAAAGAGAACAAUGAAAUAGCUUCUAAACUGGCCAAAAAAGAACAAGAACUAGAUCUAAGAACUCAGGAAAAGGAAGACAUGGAAGCAAGUCUUUCACGUGUUAAAGAAAGACUCGAGAAAGAGACAGCUGCUCACUUGGAGAUGAAAGCACGUGUUUCAGAACUUGAAGAUAGAAACAUUCAACUAGAGCAUCAAGCCAACUGUGAGCGUGGAGAGAGGCAUCGCUUAGAGCAACUUGUCAGUUCUGGUAGUCUGCCGGAUGAUGCAAAGGUUCUCAGCUUAAAUACUGAUAUUAUAUCAGAUACUUUGAGUAUGAGUAGGAAAACUGAGGCAGUUGUGAAACCUCCUCCCCCUCCACCAAUGGCAAUGGUAGCCCCUCCUCCUCCACCUCCAGUUCCUGGCAUGCCUCCUCCACCAGUUCCUGCUUGUGCUCCACCACCAAUGGUUCCACCUCUGGCCAAAAACAAAAAUGUUCCACAGCCAGCUAAUCCACUUAAAUCGUUUAAUUGGUCUAAGUUACCUGAUGCAAAGGUUGUUGGCACAAUUUGGUCAGAGCUUGAUGACACUAAGCUUUACACAGCUAUGGAACUUGAAAACAUUGACAAGCUGUUUUGUGCUUAUCAGAAAAACGGAGUCGCUAAUGAUGGAUCUGUAGAGGAUCUUCGGCAAGUAGGAAAAGCUCGAACCAAAAUAUUAUCUGUGAUAGAUGCGCGUAGGGCGCAGAACUGUACCAUUUUGUUAUCUAAGCUCAAAAUGUCAGAUGAAGAUAUCUGCAAGGCUAUCUUGAGUAUGGAUAGUCGCGAUCAACUACCAAUUGACAUGGUUGAACAAUUACUUAAAUUUACACCAAGUGUUGAAGAGGCUGCUUUGUUGGAGGAGCACAGUGAAGAAAUAGAUAGCUUAGCCCGUGCUGAUAGAUUUUUGUAUGAAAUUGCAAAGAUACCUCAUUAUGAGCAGCGUCUUCGAAGCUUACACUACAAAAAGCGGUUUAGUGUUGCUGUUGGAGAAGUUGAACCUAGAAUACGAGCAGUUAUGGAGGCAUCACGAGAAGUGGCCAGAUCGCGUCGACUUCGUCGACUGCUGGAACUUGUUCUUGCAUUAGGAAAUUAUAUGAACAGAGGAGCUCGGGGUAAUGCCUGGGGUUUCAGACUGGCAUCUCUUAAUAGGCUGCAUGAUACUAAAUCAAGUGCUGUUAAAGGAACAAGCUUAUUACAUUAUCUUGUCCACAUUUUGGGAAAAAAGUUUAAAGAUAUUUUGAAAUUAGAAGAAGAUAUCCCACAUGCAAGGGAGGCAUCAAAAGUGAGUUUGGCAGAAUUAGAGAAAGACAUGUCAGCCUUGAGAACGGGAUUAAAAGAGGUUGAAAGGGAAUUGGAAUUCCAUCGCUCUCAGACUCAGCCUCAAAAUAGUGCUCCUGCAGAUCGUUUUCUGCCAGUUAUGAAAGAGUUCUUGUCCUCUGCCACAUGUCGUUUCUCAGAGCUUGAAGAUCUUUUCCAGGAUAUGAAAACAAGAUUUGAUCGUGCUGUCCGAUUGUUUGGAGAAGACAAUUCAACUAUUCAGCCUGAUGAUUUCUUUGCAAUAUUUGACUCAUUUAUGACUUCUCUUAAUGAGGCUAGACAAGACAAUGAAAAUUUCCGCAGAAGAAAGGAAGAAGAGGAGAGAAGAGUUAAACAGGAAGCGGAGCUGAAAAAACGAACAAUGGAUCGUAAAAACAGCAGGGAGGUUGGUCUCCUGUCCAAAGUUGGAUUAGGAAAGAAUAAUAACAAAGAAGCAGGCGAAGUUGUCAAUGGAGGUGGAGAUACAGCUAAAGGAGAGUUUGAUGACUUGAUAUCUGCUUUACGUACUGGAGAUGUAUUUAAUGAGGACAUGGCAAAGUUAAAGAGAAGUAGAGUGAAGUCCAGACUUUCGGCUAACGGGAAUUCCCCCCCACGACGAGAAAGCACAUCCAGGGAAGAUAGCCGAGAAAGAGUCCUGAUAGGAAACAAUCGUCGUCAGUAAAAGUACUGACACCAGUCCCUUGCCACAUAAAAUAAAACACAAAAGAUUUGUCAAAUCUUAAAUCCCCCACCAAACACUCCCAACAGUUUGCCAAUUAGGUAAUUUACAUUGUGCUGACACGGUUGUGAUAAUUUCCGGGUUAGUUUGUAUUUGACUUUUAAUAAUGCAGCAAUUUAAAUUACACAUGACAAGAAAGAACAAUUGAAACAAUUUUGUUAUGCUUCUCCCAUAGUAACAAUAAGGGGACUGUUCUAUUUCACGUUUAAGAUGUAAUGCUUUAAUGCUUUAAAAAGCUUUCAGCUUUCAAUACACAUUUGCACCGUUUGCAGCAUGUCUUCUAUUUGCUCAAACAAACAAGAAUUUCAUCUAGGAAAUGUUACCAAACAGUUUGUUACUGCUUAAUUCAUUCUCUUUGAUUUAAGAAUAAAAGGACCUAAAUUUUACCUAGGAAAUUUUCAUAGGCCUUCUUUUGUACAUAAUACUUCAUCAUUGUAAAAGAAUGUAAUUGUUUAAAAUAAAUUGCCAGUGCUUUAAUUGAGGAUGCGACUGUGGCAGCCCUAAUGGAACUAUGAUAGGGGUCAUUAUGUAACAUCACUCAACUGCAGGAUGCCUGAGCAGGCUUUGCUAUAUUUGUGUACAAAUGUAUCUGUAGAUUUUGUUGAAGUAAUUUAUUCAAGUCAAUGUUGUAUGUGUAAUUAUGUAAAGUUUCGUGUGCAAAAGUGCAUCUUUAAAAUAAUUGAAAUAAGUUAUUGUGGUAUUAUAUUACUGUACAUGUUGUUGCUGAUGUAGUUAUUUUGUGUUGUGUUUAUUACCAAUACAAUGCAUUCAAUUUUAUUGUUGCUAUUGUUACGAUUUAAAUUGUGCAAGAUCUAUGUUAAACCUGACUGAAUUUUGAGAACAAGUUCCUUUCCAAAUUCUUGAGUAUAAGCAUAAUUCCACCUCUGAACAUCCUAUUUGAACCACAAAUCGUUUUGUUUCCAGAAUAAAAAUUUUCUCUUAUGACAUUUAAUAUUAAAGAUUUAUAAUCUAUUCAAAAUCAAAUUAAAUAUAUCAAUUACUUAAAUGGAUAUAGGAUGUAGUCUUCAAGGUAGAUUUGCAUACAUCUUUUUGAAUUGUGCCAAAUACGUAUGUAUACAUAUGUAUAUAUAUGGAGACUGAUAAUGCCUAUAAACAAACCUGCUCUAGAUUUUCUGCGUGAAGUCAUCACUGUCUGGAAGUAUAGUCCUGCCAUGAGAGAGAGUCAUCAGGGUGGCAGUAAAGAGGUGUGUGAAGAGUCAUCUUGUUAAUUGUGAACCAUGAUCCAGGAUUAAAUCAUGAAUUGCAUUGGAUUGUACUUUGAAAAUUUAAAAUUUCGCUUAUGAAUUACUUGUAUUCAAACAGAUUUAAUGUAAGAUAGCUUCCAUUCUGUAUAGCAAUUGCUCUUAAACUCGAGAGAUUCAUCAAACCAAUAUAAUGUAUGUGAAGACAGCAUUCAGACUUCACAAUCUCAGACUAAUUGAUUGUGCUGCUAUGAUACAGUAAAACCAAACUUUUGAAAUGA
Molecule: messenger RNA, 5310 nt
Organism: Frankliniella occidentalis (western flower thrips)
Lineage: Eukaryota; Metazoa; Arthropoda; Insecta; Thysanoptera; Thripidae
Gene: DAAM
Product: disheveled-associated activator of morphogenesis 1
Exons: 22
Coding region: 237-3770 (1177 amino acids)
Biological process (GO): positive regulation of actin filament polymerization; actin cytoskeleton organization
Molecular function (GO): small GTPase binding; actin binding
Source: RefSeq, a predicted model, not a curated record